GUCGGUUUGUCGGUGUCUGUUUUUGUUCGUCCGUUUCAACGCCUACGCCGCUGAAGUGUGUUUGGUGAUGAGUGAAAAGUAAUAGCUUUUAAUUCAAAGAGACCGAUGAAUUUGUUAAAAAAGUGUGGAUUUAAACUUUGUGAUCGCUUUUAACUAGGAACGGUUUUAGUCUUCGACGAGAGGACAAAAUGGCCGAUAUUCGGAAUUUCAUCUCGAAAAUGGCAAACGGGAGCGCCAGCAAGGACGAUGAAAAUGAAGAAUCGGUCGCCCCGCAGCCUCCCAAAAAGAAAGCAGGCACCAUCGAGAAGACCUACCAGAAGAAAACCCAACUCGAACAUAUCCUUCUACGUCCCGACACUUACAUAGGAUCCGUAGAAAAAGCCACCGAAUUGAUGUGGAUUUACGAUAUCGAAAACGAAGUAAUGGUCCAGAAGCAAAUCGAAUACGUGCCAGGUUUAUACAAAAUAUUCGACGAAAUCCUGGUGAACGCCGCCGACAACAAGCAGCGCGACAAAUCGAUGGAUUGCAUCAAGAUCGAGAUAAAGCCGGAGGAGAAUUUCGUAUCGGUUUGGAACAACGGCAAGGGCAUACCGGUGGUGAUGCACAAAGACGAAAACAUGUUUGUACCCACCAUGAUAUUCGGACAUUUACUCACCUCUUCCAACUACAACGACGAGGAGGAGAAGGUGACAGGAGGUCGAAACGGUUACGGGGCCAAAUUGUGUAAUAUUUUUAGCGAGAAAUUCAUCGUGGAAACGGCCUCGAAGGAGUACAAAAAGCAAUUCCGGCAAACGUGGGGCUCCAACAUGUCGAAAACGUCCGAGCCGAAGAUAAAACCCUCCAACGAGGACUACACGAAGAUAUCCUUCUGGCCGGAUUUGUCGAAAUUCAAAAUGGACAAACUAGACGAUGACAUCGUGGGUUUGAUGUCUAGACGAGCCUUCGACGUAGCCGCGUCCACUAAAGGAGUAAAAGUCUUCCUCAACGGCAAAAGAGUCCCUGUAAAAAAUUUCAAAGACUACAUAGACUUAUACAUCAAAGGCAAAGAAGACGAGGCCGGGAAUCCCUUGAAAAUAGUCCACGAACAGUCCAGCGAACGAUGGGAAAUCGGCUUCACGUUGUCCGACAAAGGAUUCCAACAGGUCUCGUUCGUCAACAGCAUCGCCACCACCAAAGGGGGCCGACACGUCGAUUACAUAGUCGAUUUGAUCGUGAAGCAACUCACCGAGGUUUUAAAGAAGAAAAACAAGGGCGGCCUGCAAAUCAAACCGUUCCAAAUCAAAAACCACAUGUGGAUAUUCAUAAACUGCCUCAUCGUCAAUCCCACGUUCGAUUCUCAAACCAAAGAGAACAUGACUCUUACUAUGAAGAAUUUCGGUUCGAAAUGCGCUUUAAGCGAUAAAUUCAUUAAUAGCUUGUUGAAGUGCGGUAUUGUCGACGCCGUGCUGAGCUGGGCUAAAUUCAAGGCUCAGAAGGAGUUGAAUAAAGUGAGCGGUAAAAAGGUGACGAAGCUGAAAGGCGUGCCGAAAUUGGAAGAUGCCAACGAGGCCGGUCAAAAGAACGCCCUGAAAUGCACGUUGAUAUUAACGGAGGGAGAUUCGGCCAAAGGCAUGGUGAUGUCGGGAUUGAGCGUGGUCGGUAGAGAUUAUUACGGCGUGUUCCCUCUCAGAGGUAAGAUACUCAACACGCGCGAGGCGAACACCAAGCAGAUACUCGAAAACAACGAAAUCAACAACAUCAUCAAAAUCCUCGGUUUGCAGUACAAGAAAAAGUACAACACCGAUGAAGACAUGAAAACUCUAAGGUACGGCAAAGUGAUGUUGAUGACGGAUCAGGAUCAGGACGGAUCGCACAUAAAAGGUUUGCUCAUAAAUUUCAUGCACCACAAUUGGCCCGAGCUGCUCAAAAGGAAUUUCAUCGAGCAAUUCAUCACGCCCAUCGUGAAAGCUAGAAAAAAUAACGAAUGUCUGUCGUUCUAUUCGCUGCCGGAGCUCGAAGAAUGGAAGGCGAACACGCCUAAUUACAACACCUACAACAUCAAAUAUUACAAGGGUUUGGGUACAUCCGACGAUGUGGAAAGUAAAGAAUACUUCGCGAACCUCGACAGACACAGGGUGAAAUUCAAAUAUUCCGGACAACAAGACGACGAUCACAUCCUGCUGGCGUUCAGUAAGAAAUGCGUCGACCGCAGGAAGGAGUGGCUGACGAACUUCAUGGUGGAGAGCCGGAGGAGGAAAGAAAUCGGCCUGCCGGAGAAAUACCUCUACGGCAAAGACACGAAAGUCGUCACGUUCACCGAUUUCAUCAACUUGGAAUUGGUGUUGUUUUCGAACGGAGACAACAUUCGAUCCAUCCCGUCGGCCAUCGACGGGUUCAAACCCGCCCAACGGAAGAUAAUGUUCGUCGCUUUCAAACGGAACGACAAGCAAGAGGUGAAAGUGAGCCAAUUGGUCGGUUCGGUGGUCGAAAAGGCGGCCUACCAUCACGCCGAUACGUCCCUGGCCGGUACCAUCGUCGGUUUGGCGCAACGUUUCAUCGGCUCGAACAACAUCAAUCUGUUGGAGCCCAAAGGUCAGUUCGGUACGCGCCUGUCGGGCGGCAAAGACGCCGCCAGCGCCAGGUACAUAUUCACCAAAUUGUCGCCGAUCACGCGGAUGAUCUUCCAUCCGAACGACGAUCCGAUUUUGAACUACGAGUACGACGAUAAUCUGCGAGUGGAGCCGACUUGGUACAUACCCAUUUUGCCUAUGGUGUUGGUCAACGGAGCCGAAGGUAUCGGCACCGGAUGGAUGACGAAGAUACCCAACUACAACCCGAGGGAUAUCGUUAAGAAUUUGAGGCGUAUGUUGGACGGGGAAGAAGCCGAGGAACUUACGCCUUGGUAUAGGAAUUUUAAAGGUACUAUAGAAUACUGCGGUGAUAACAGGUAUGUGGUAAACGGAGAAAUAUCUUAUAUAAACGACGAUACUCUGGAGAUAACCGAGUUACCGGUGCACACGUGGACCGGCCCCUAUAAGGAGAACGUACUGGAAGCCAUGUUGCACGGUACCGAUAAGGUGAAAUCCGUGCUGGCCGAUUACAGGGAUUACAGUACCGAUAAAACGGUGAAAUUCAAAAUACAAGUAACGCGCGAAAACCUAGAAAACUUGGAGAAAGAAGGUCUGCACAAAGCCUUCAAAUUACAAUCGAUCAUCAAUCUAUCUUCGAUGUGCGCCUUCGAUGAAUACGGCUGCUUGAAAAAAUACGAAUCGGUGAUGACGCUGCUCGAGGACUUCUACGCGCUGCGUUUGAAGAUGUACGAGAAGCGAAAGGACUAUCUGGUGGGGACGCUCGAGGCCGAGGCCAACAAGCUGUCUGCGCAGGCGCGGUUUAUUUUGGAGAAGUGCAGCGGUGAGCUGGUGGUGGAGAACAAAAAACGGAAGAUUAUCGUCGAUGAAUUGAUCAAGAGAGGCUAUCCGGCCGAUCCCGUUAUGGAAUGGAAGAAAAGAGCGAAAACCGAAGAAGAAAACGACGGUCAAAACAACCAAGAAAACGACGAACGUACGAAUUCCGAAGUGAAAUUCUACGACUAUCUGUUGGGCAUGUCCAUGUGGAGCCUUACGGAGGAAAGGAAAAACGAAUUGCUCAGGCAAAGAGACAACAAAAUUAUGGAAUUGAAUACGUUGAAGAAACCCCACCCAAGGACAUAUGGAGGCACGAUUUGGACCGGUUCCUCGAAGAACUCGAUAAAAUCGAGAAGAAAGACGCCGCAAUCGACGAAAAAGAAUCGAUACAAAGGAAAAAAACGCAACCUGAAGGAAAAUCACUCGCAAGGGUUAGUACAAGGUAAGAAGAAAUUCAACUUUGCCGAUAUUCUUCCGUCUCCGGCCGGCAAACGGGUCGCCCCCACCAUCAGCGAGGAUCUAAAAAAGAAAAUCCAAUCUGCCGUCAAAGCGAAAGCCAAGGCGAAAUCUAAAUUGUUCAAAACGGAAAACUCCAUAGCCGAGGAAAUGGACGAGUUCGAUGAAAUGGUGAAGAGCAAGAAGACGCUGAAAGAUAAAUUGGGCACUCCCGAGGAGGUGGCGAGGAAAGCCGAGAAGAAGGCCAGCAAAAAAGGCGAUGGCAUGAAACAGACCAAAAUCGAUUUUUCCAAAGCGAACAACGGCACUAAAAAACCGAAGAACAAGAAGAAAUUCGCCUCGGACGACGACGAUUCAUUGGACUCGAACGGUUCGGACGUCGAAUUCGUCGCGACUAGUUCCUCGCCCGCCUCCAAGUAUCGCCCGUUGAGAAAAGCCGCCGCCACCGUAUCGAAAUACAUAUCAUCGGGCGAAGACGAUAAUUUCACCGACAAAGAGGACGAAUUGUUCGAGAACAGCGGCGUCAAAGAAGCCAGCAUUGUUCAAAACGUUUUGGAGAGUUCGGACGACGAGAAAAAGUCGCCGACGCGACACGAGACCUCCGAGGACAUGUUCGACAGUUUGGUGGGCAGGAAGAAGGACGAGAGCUCGGCCAGUCAGCAGAAUGAUUCGAAGAAGAGGAAGAACAGCUUCUCGGACUCGGAUUCGGAAUUCGGGGCCAUCAAAUCGAAGGCCAAAACGUACUCGAGCGACGACAGCGACUUCGACGGCAAGAAGCCCAAGGAGAAGAAGGCCGCCAAGAAACCCAAAGCGACCAAGAAGAAGACUGAAGAGCCUGUUAAAAAGAAACUGAAGGCGUUCACGUCCGAUGAAGACGAGGAUAAGGAGGCAGCGGCGCCUAAGAAAUCGAAGCCUAAGAAGGCUAAGGCGAAUAACUCGUCGCCGAAGAAGGGUAAGGGCAAGAAGAAAUCGUCCGAUACUUCUGAUGAUAAUUUCGUGAUCGAUGAUGAUUCGAUGAAGAGCGGCAGCAACAGCGAUAGUCCUGUAAAGAGACCGGCCAGGCCCGGAAGGGGAGCCAAGAAAAUUACCUACAUACAGGAUUCCGAUGAAUCGUCUUAGAUAAGUUUAGUGUGUUUGAUUUGAACUGGUGAAAUUUGCGUUUUAGGUAUUUAAUUAUUUAACGAGAAAUACCUUGGUAUUAAAAAAAAGAAACCUGUUGACAGGUAGUUGACAUAGACGUUUUGUAACGAAUCGAAUAAUUUUUGAAAUAAGUCUAUUUUAUAAUUUAUAGUUUAUUUUUGCAUCAUUGUUUGUUCGUAAUGUAAUCGUUUCGUAUUGAUUUUCUAUUGUAAUAUAAUUUUAACUACUAAUAAAAGUAUCUAACUUGGUACAAAUAAAACCUCGAUACAA
Phyllotreta striolata is the source of this 5249-nucleotide messenger RNA. The record is from the annotation of a GenBank genome assembly. NCBI's taxonomy places the organism in Eukaryota, Metazoa, Arthropoda, Insecta, Coleoptera, Chrysomelidae.